CAACCCUCCACACACCACUAUGUCAUCAAACUGCGCGUCUGAAAUAACGUAGUCCACGUGAGUGUUCUAAGACAUAGAGGCAAGAUGGCGCCGAUGUUACAAUCUCCAGAAAUCCAGUUUGCACAGAGACUAGCUUCGAACGAAAAACCUAUCCGGACCCGCGCCAUAAAGAAACUGAGGAAAUAUCUCAGCAUCAGAUCACAGAAACCAACAGGUGGGUUUAGUAAUGAUGAACUGCUCAAGAUAUGGAAGGGCCUUUUCUACUGCAUGUGGAUGCAAGACAAGCCUCUUUUGCAAGAAGAAUUGGCAGCUGUUAUUUCUCGGCUGAUACAUUCCUUGCAGAAGACUGAUGCCCAGUAUUUAUUUCUAGAGACCUUCCUUCAGACCAUGAAUCGGGAAUGGAAUGGCAUAGACAGACUGCGUCUUGAUAAAUUUUACAAGCUCAUCCGAAUGGUUUUAAGGCAGUCUUUUGAAAUGCUGAAGAGGGGAAACUGGGAUGAGAGUCUAGUUGAGCGGUUUGGGUUUAUACUGAGUACCCAAGUGCUGAGUGCUGCCAGUGGUGCUCCAUCAGGAAUUCAGUUCCAUAUCCUGGACAUUUACAUGGAGGAGUUGGCUACAGUUGGAGCAGAGGAGCUCACAGCAGAACAGAAUUUGAAGUUCAUUGAUCCAUUUUGUAAGAUCGCUGCUAAGACAAAAGAUCGCCUGCUGAUGCAGGCAAUAGCACAUAGUAUAUUUGAUGAUAUUGUGGACCAGUCUCCAUUUGCCAUUGAAGACUUGAUGAAAGAGGUGCAGCAACAGGGAGGAAAUGUGUCUGAUGACUCAGAAAAUAAAUAUCUCUCCAAGUCGAAAAAAUCUACAGGACGGCAACUAAAUGGUAAAGAAGCUGAAAAAAACGAGCAGAAUUUUGAAGAUGACUCUGAAGGUACCGUUGAAAUGCCUGAAGACGAUGGUGAGGAUAUUGGGCCUGUUCUUCAGUUUGACUACAAGGCAAUUGCGGACCGUCUCUUUGAGCUAGCUAGCCGAACCAGCACACCUCCCCAGAACAGAAAGAUCAUCUACAGACUGGUCAAAAAAUUCCAAGAUUUAAAUGAUGGAAUCUUUCCCCAGGAUGAGUACCCUGAGGAGGUAUCCACAGACGAGGAUGAUGAUGAGUUAUUUGGAAGUAGGAGAAGAAUGAUAAAGAGAAAGAAUACAGAAAGUCUGCUGGAGAAAAGCAGUGAGGCUGCCAAAGGGAAAGAUAAAAAAAAGAAAGAGGGAAAAAAGAUAGAGAACACACUGAAUGGCGGAGUAAAGCAGAAGAAAGAGAACACAGAGGCUUCUCCAGAAGGGACCUCUACUGAACUGAAACAACCCUGUGCAACAGGAGAGUCAACAGAAACCAAGGCAAAGAAGAAAAAGAUGAAAUUAAAGGAGUCCAGUCCCAAGAGAGUUGAGGCAGACCCCAGCAGCAACCACAUAGACAGACCUACAGGAGAGAAAAGGAAAAAGAAGAAAGCAAAGGAAGCUGUGGAAGACAGACAUGAUCAGGAGGAUUGCUUGGAGCAAACAGCAGCUGACACCAAAGCUACCAUUCUCCCCUCCAAAGGCAAAAAAAUGAGAAAGUUGCGAGUCCUGGGAGUGAACGGAGAAAGGCCAUGCCUUGAGCAAGCCACUCCACUGGAACAAGGCUAUCCCUCCUCAGAAUUACCAAAGAAUAUCAAGAAGACAGUUGAGCUGGUUCAGGUGGACCCAGCAGCAGAGCAGAUGGAAAACAGCCAGACAAAAAAGAUGAUGAAAAAGAAGAAAAGAAAGAUUGAGGCGGCUCACCCUGCAGAGGUCAAUGGGCUCGGGGAACAUGGUGGCAAGAAAAAGAAAAAGAGCUGUGAAGUGACUUCCAAGAAGCGACUCCAAAAAACCAAGGCAAGCACAGAGACAGAGUUUGUGAGAUUUGAAAAUUCCUCCUUCCCAGUGCCAUUAUUUUUCAAGCAUGCCAAAGGUGGCAAGCCCAGAGCAGCCAAACAGGGGCUGCAGACACCAGAAUCGAGUUCAAAGAAAGUCACCUUUGGACUGAACAACAACAAGACUGCAGAAUUCAGAAAGACUGACAAAAGCAUAUUGGUGAGUCCAGAGGGAACGUCGCGAGUGGCCUUUGACCCCAAGCAGAAGCCCCUUUGCGGAGUGCUCAAGUCUCCCUUGAGCGUGCUGUGUUCCAGGCAUAAAAAGAACACCCCUGCCUCUACCAAGAAAAGAGCGACCGCUGCAGACUUUUUUUAACUUUUGUUUUUCUUAUUCUGACAGUGGUCUCUUUCUAAUUAAAUCAAUGUAUUGUAGAAACAAUAAAAAGAAACCAAUA
Molecule: messenger RNA, 2332 nt
Organism: Acipenser ruthenus (sterlet)
Lineage: Eukaryota; Metazoa; Chordata; Actinopteri; Acipenseriformes; Acipenseridae
Product: ribosomal RNA processing protein 1 homolog A-like
Exons: 16
Coding region: 85-2253 (722 amino acids)
Biological process (GO): rRNA processing
Cellular component (GO): preribosome, large subunit precursor; nucleus; preribosome, small subunit precursor
Source: RefSeq, a predicted model, not a curated record